UUUGGAACUGCUCUCGCGGCAGUUCAGACCUCGUGCUCGUCCCCCUCGCCUGUCUGUGUGUGGUAUCCGCAGGUCCGGGGCACUUUUUUGGGUGUGUGUGUGUGUUUGGGGUGUGUGUUUGGGGGGUUUGUCGGGGCGCGGAGAGGAGAGCCGGGCCGAGGGGAAGGAAGAGAGCUCCCCGGUCUCGGGCUGCGCUCUCCAGCCUGUGCGCUCCGAGGCGGCGGCGGCGGCGGCGGCGGCGCCGAGCGCUCCUCGCUGAGGACGCGGCGCUGGAGCUGGGAACAGCGAGGACCCCUUUGCGGAGGCUUCCUGUGCCCGCUGGAGUUAAGAUGCCAAGGCGGCUGAUUUGCACCUACUGAGCCUGGAGUUUCCUCCUCUGCUCUGGGAAGGGCUUGCGGCGGCGGCGGCGGCGGCGGCGGCGGCGGCAGUAGCAGACGGAACAGCAGGCUCUCCUCUCCGAGGGGGGGCGUCGAAGCGCCCGCGCCCGGCUCCCGCCCUCACCCUCCGGCGCUCCUGCGGCCCCCAGCCGCCACCUCGGUGCUUGGCUCCUUCCUCUUCUCCCGGAGCGCCGCCCUUGGGAUCGGACUCGCGCGCUCCGGAUGCUGGGGCUGCCUCGACGCGCCCCCCUCCCGGCGCGAGGCGCUGAGUGAUCCGGAGGGGGCCCGCAGUCGCCCCAGGAGGGGACCCCGGCCUCGGGACCCCGCGCCGGAGCCACCGGGGAGACGACGAUGUCCGCGCAGCCCCGGGCUCUGACGCGCUCCCCGCAGUGGGGGGAAGGCGGCCGGCCGCAGCCCGCCGAGCCCUAGGCGCACAAAGCCCGCGCCCGCCGCCCGGCCUCGGCGCCGGCCGACGACUUUGCCGCCUGCUCCGCAGCUCUUUGUCUCCACUUGGGGCGGGCGCCCGACUCUGGGAUUUCGCUGCGAGAGCGGGCUGGGGGGGCCGGGGGCGAGCUCUCGGUUUCCCGGCCGCCCCCCGCUGGGGCUUGGCUCCCCCCUCCCCCGCACCUCCCCGGCCCGAGCUCUCCGCGCUUCCACGCUCUCGGAAUCACGACCCCUCCCUGCCAUGUAUCCGCAAGGCAGACAUCCGGCUCCCCAUCAACCCGGGCAGCCGGGAUUUAAAUUCACGGUGGCUGAGUCUUGUGACAGGAUCAAAGACGAAUUCCAGUUCCUGCAAGCUCAAUAUCACAGCCUCAAAGUGGAGUACGACAAGCUGGCGAACGAGAAGACGGAGAUGCAGCGCCAUUACGUGAUGUACUAUGAGAUGUCCUAUGGCCUGAACAUUGAAAUGCACAAGCAGACAGAGAUUGCGAAGAGAUUGAACACGAUUCUAGCACAGAUCAUGCCUUUUCUGUCACAAGAGCACCAGCAGCAGGUGGCGCAGGCCGUGGAGCGGGCCAAGCAGGUCACCAUGACGGAGCUAAACGCCAUCAUCGGGGUACGUGGACUCCCCAAUCUGCCUCUCACCCAACAGCAGCUCCAGGCCCAGCACCUCUCCCACGCCACGCACGGCCCCCCGGUCCAGUUGCCACCCCACCCGUCAGGCCUGCAGCCCCCAGGGAUCCCCCCGGUGACGGGGAGCAGCGCCGGGCUCUUGGCACUUGGCGCCCUGGGCAGCCAGGCCCACCUGACGGUGAAGGACGAGAAGAACCACCAUGAGCUGGACCACAGAGAAAGAGAAUCCAGCGCGAAUAACUCCGUGUCGCCCUCUGAAAGCCUCCGGGCCAGUGAGAAGCACCGGGGCUCUGCAGACUAUAGCAUGGAAGCCAAGAAGCGGAAGGCAGAGGAGAAAGAUAGUCUGAGCCGAUACGACAGUGACGGGGACAAAAGUGACGAUCUGGUGGUGGAUGUUUCCAAUGAGGACCCAGCGACGCCCCGGGUCAGCCCUGCACACUCCCCUCCUGAAAAUGGGCUGGACAAGGCCCGCGGCCUGAAAAAGGAUGCCCCCACCAGCCCCGCCUCAGUAGCCUCCUCCAGCAGCACACCUUCCUCCAAGACCAAAGACCUUGGUCAUAACGACAAAUCCUCCACCCCUGGGCUCAAGUCCAACACACCUACUCCGAGGAACGAUGCCCCGACUCCAGGCACCAGCACGACCCCAGGGCUCCGGUCGCUGCCGGGCAAACCCCCUGGCAUGGACCCAAUAGGUAUAAUGGCUUCGGCCUUGCGCACGCCCAUCUCCAUCACCAGCUCCUACGCGGCCCCCUUCGCCAUGAUGAGCCACCACGAGAUGAACGGCUCGCUCACCAGCCCGAGCGCCUACGCCGGCUUGCACAACAUCCCACCACAGAUGAGUGCGGCCGCCGCUGCGGCCGCCGCCGCCUACGGCCGAUCGCCAAUGGUGAGCUUUGGAGCUGUUGGUUUUGACCCUCACCCUCCCAUGCGGGCCACCGGCCUGCCCUCAAGCCUCGCCUCCAUUCCUGGUGGGAAACCAGCGUACUCUUUCCACGUGAGUGCUGAUGGGCAGAUGCAGCCCGUGCCCUUCCCCCACGACGCCCUGGCAGGCCCCGGCAUCCCACGCCAUGCCCGGCAGAUCAACACGCUGAGCCACGGGGAGGUGGUGUGCGCCGUGACCAUCAGCAACCCCACGCGGCACGUCUAUACAGGUGGCAAGGGCUGCGUGAAGAUCUGGGACAUCAGCCAGCCGGGCAGCAAGAGCCCCAUCUCCCAGCUGGACUGCCUGAACAGGGACAAUUACAUCCGCUCCUGCAAGCUGCUCCCUGACGGGCGCACGCUCAUCGUGGGCGGCGAGGCCAGCACGCUCACCAUCUGGGACCUGGCCUCGCCCACACCCCGCAUCAAGGCCGAGCUGACGUCCUCGGCUCCUGCCUGCUACGCCCUGGCCAUCAGCCCCGACGCCAAAGUCUGCUUCUCCUGCUGCAGCGACGGUAACAUUGCCGUGUGGGACCUGCACAACCAGACCCUGGUCAGGCAGUUCCAGGGCCACACGGAUGGGGCCAGCUGCAUAGACAUCUCCCACGAUGGCACCAAGCUGUGGACUGGAGGCCUGGACAACACCGUGCGUUCCUGGGAUCUGCGAGAGGGUCGGCAGCUGCAGCAGCAUGAUUUCACUUCCCAGAUCUUCUCGCUGGGCUACUGCCCCACCGGGGAGUGGCUGGCUGUGGGCAUGGAGAGCAGCAACGUGGAGGUCCUACACCACACCAAGCCGGACAAGUACCAGCUGCACCUGCAUGAGAGCUGCGUGCUCUCCCUCAAGUUCGCCUACUGCGGCAAGUGGUUCGUGAGCACUGGGAAAGACAAUCUCCUCAACGCCUGGAGGACGCCGUAUGGAGCCAGCAUAUUCCAGUCCAAGGAAUCCUCGUCUGUCUUGAGUUGUGACAUUUCGGCGGAUGACAAAUAUAUUGUAACAGGCUCUGGUGACAAGAAGGCCACAGUUUAUGAGGUCAUCUACUAAACAAGGACUCUGACUGGGCUGUCAGACUCUGGGAGAAAAAGACUCGGCGGUGACAGGGCGACCCCGCGAGGGGCCCCGAGGCUGGCGGAGGCCAGCGGUGGGCAGCCGAGCGGUCCAGGGCUGCGCUCCGGCAGGCCAAGAGGGCGCGCCCGCCACGGUCUGGACCCCUGGGCAUGGACUCCUGUGUCUCAUGGACUCUGACGGCUGUCUCUCCUCCUCCCUGUCCACAACCCUGGCAGAUGCUACACGUAGAUUUCUUUGGAGGCUUGGGGUUCCAGCCCCCCGACAGACGCCAUCAUGAAUCUCCAUCUUUCCUUCCCCUCUCUUGCUCUGUCCCCCUGCCCCGGGUCGGGGGGGGGACACUGGAGUGGACCAGGUGUUUGUGCUGGGGGAGGGGGGGAUCUCAUUUUCCCGAUUGUGCAGCGCACAACAUUUGUGAAAAAUGUAAAUAACAGACUCCUCUAUCUCGGACUGGUCAGUGGGGGAGGAGGCCCCUUCCCACCGAAAAUGCUAGCCGCGUACUAGCCGUGUACUUCGCCUGCUGUAUUUGUAACCCACUCGUGGUGGUGGCUUUUUUGUUUUGUUUUGUUUUUGUUUUAAGGGACAUCCCCAUCUGGGAAGGGGAGGCAGGGAGGGGGAGCCAAAUGGAGAGGGAGUGGAGGGGCAGAGGAAGGGAGCUGCAGCUGGUGACCAGCCUGACCAGGAGGAGGGGGGGGUCCCUGGGACGAAUGCACCCCCCUGUGGACUUGGGAGCAGCCCAAGGCCUGUCGGGACCCGUGCAGGCUGCGCGGGCGGCCGGGCAAGGCUUGCGUGGUGGCCAGCCAGGCUGACGAAGGUCGGAUUCUCUGUGGCCGCCUGCGCUCUCCUCCCUCUCUCUCAGGGGUCCGACUCUUGCUCUCUCUUUCCUUCUCGCCUCGCUCGCUCGCUCUCUUUGGUGCGCACUUGGUUAUGGUGAUGGGAGGUGGAGGCGCGAAGGAGCUCCAUCUCUGGCCCUUCUUGAUCUCCGGACACAACCUUCAAAGGACAAAAAGUUAGAGGAAAGCAUAGCAACUCAGCUCAGGGAGCUACCAGAGAAAAAUAGCAACUGAUGUGGGUGCUUUUUUUUUUUUUUUUUUUUUUAAAUAAAAAGAAUUAGAACUGAUGUCCUUUAUAAAAAUGCCUUCUCCCCCUUUCCUGCCUCUGACCCCCUCCUCUCUCCCUAGAGGGGGAAAAGUGUAAUCAACCUGCAAGGGUUGUGAGUCUGAAGGGACAGUCUCCCCCCCGCCCACCCCGGGCAGCACAACAGGGCUGAGGGGACCAGGGGUCGGUUGGGGACACCGGUCCUGGCACUGUGGUGACUUCUUGCGGCUUUCAGUCUCUUUGGAGCCCAAACAGGUUACAGGUAGAAAAAUCGUCUCCUGCAGGUACCACUCUUUGGUACCAAAAUGUUCUGAGGUAUUAGGACUUGGGUUUAUUAUUUUCUUCUUCUUCUUCUUCUUCUUCUUGGUCUUUUUUUUCUUCUUUUAAGGAAAAGCUAAAGGCCGAUGUGAGUCCUGGUGGUGGGCUCUCCAUGGAUGUAGCAUAUGGAAGAUAAUUUUGAUACUGCAUUUUUAUGGAUUAUUUUAUAAUGUGUGAUUCCGUCUGGUGAGAAGGGAGGAAGGGGCCCCAGUGGAAACUGCUGGUCUUCAGUGAUCUUGCUCCAGUCUAGCAGCUCCCCUGAUGCGACCCAGAGGCGUGGAGAGGCCGUGGAGACCGGCCGGGUGCCCUGUACCUUUCUGAGGUGGGGGAGGGACCGUCUGGAGAAUUUCUCUCUUUCUCUGGGUCUUGGAUGUGCAUCUGCCAUGUCUUGUUAAAGGCUCUAGCCACAAGGGAGGGUGAGGGUAGAAGAAAGAUGAUUCCUGAAGAAAAAAAGAAAAUGAAAAGUCAUUGUAAUGAGCUGUUUUUAUAUUUUUAAAAGUUGCUAUUUAAA
Callorhinus ursinus (northern fur seal) is the source of this 5359-nucleotide messenger RNA. It is a transcript of the gene TLE3, whose product is annotated as TLE family member 3, transcriptional corepressor. The record is from RefSeq and is a predicted model, not a curated record. Gene Ontology annotation, biological process: negative regulation of canonical Wnt signaling pathway; regulation of DNA-templated transcription. Gene Ontology annotation, molecular function: transcription corepressor activity; protein binding. Gene Ontology annotation, cellular component: transcription regulator complex; nucleus. Lineage: Eukaryota; Metazoa; Chordata; Mammalia; Carnivora; Otariidae.